Messenger RNA from Thamnophis sirtalis, 3079 nucleotides. Lineage: Eukaryota; Metazoa; Chordata; Lepidosauria; Squamata; Natricidae. The record is from RefSeq and is a predicted model, not a curated record.
UUCUCCCGGUAAUAUUGGCACGCGAAACAAUGCAGGACGUGUAGCCAGCACCCGCUCCCAGCAAAGAGUAAAGCUUGCUCUACCUAAGCUUUGCCAACCUUUGCGAGUUUUAUAAGGUUUUAUUUUUCCUUUUCCCAACGCUGCAUUUCACCCGGAAGCGGCCCUGUGACUUGUUGCAUAGCGCCGCUUCAAGACUUUCUCUCUGCGCGGAGCCGAAAGGGCCUCUACCGGAAGUAAAAGGGUUGCUUUUGGGGCGCUGUGGUCCCACCGGCGGAGGAGAGGUCGUUUUUCUCUUUCUGCCGGCAAAGUUAGGCGGGCAGGAAAGAACAUGGGCAGGACAGUGACCGUGGCUACGUGCGCCUUGAAUCAGUGGGCGCUGGAUUUUGAAGGCAACCUGGAAAGGAUUCUCAAAAGUAUUGAAAUUGCUAAAGAAAAAGGAGCAAGAUAUCGACUCGGCCCAGAACUUGAAAUUUGUGGUUAUGGCUGUUCAGAUCAUUAUUAUGAAUCCGACAUACUGUUACAUUCAUUUCAAGUUUUGGCCAAGCUUUUGGAAUCUCCUGGUAUUCAGGACAUAAUAUGCGAUAUUGGGAUGCCUAUUAUGCACCGGAAUGUUCGUUACAACUGUAGAGUAAUUUUUCUAAACAAAAAAAUUCUUUUGAUACGGCCGAAGAUAGCAUUGGCAAAUUCAGGAAACUAUCGAGAAAUGAGGUGGUUCACUCCUUGGAAUAGAUUACGGCAUGUAGAAGAAUAUUUUCUUCCAAGAAUGAUCCAAGAGAUUACAGCUCAGGAAAGCGUUCCAUUUGGUGAUGCCGUACUAGCAACUUUGGAUACUUGCAUAGGGACUGAAAUCUGUGAAGAACUAUGGAUACCAACCAGCCCUCACAUUGAAAUGGGAAUUGAUGGUGUGGAAAUCUUCACAAAUUCCUCUGCAAGUCACCAUGUAUUAAGAAAAGCAGACACUCGAGUGGAGUUGGUAAAUUCUGCAACAGCAAAGAAUGGAGGAAUCUACGUCUUGGCAAACCAGAAAGGCUGUGAUGGUGAUCGCUUGUAUUAUGAUGGAUGUGCCAUGAUAUCUAUGAAUGGUGCUACAGUUGCUCAAGGACGUCAAUUUUCACUGGAUGACAUAGAAGUCCUCGUUGCCACUUUGGAUUUAGAAGACGUCAGAAGUUAUAGAGCAGAAAUAUCCUCCCGAAACUUAGCAGCAAGCAAAGUGACUCCUUAUCCUAGAAUAAAAGUAAACUUUGCAUUGUCAAAUUCCGAUGAUACCUGCACGCCUACAAAUGAACCUAUCCAGUGGAAGUAUCAUAGUCCUGAGGAAGAGAUCAGAUCAGACAGUUUUGGAUGACGUUCGCAGAAUUGUAAAUGAUGAAAUGUACGUACCAAAGGAAGCCCAGGAGCUGUGUGGCCGUCUUUUAACAACUUGCUACAUGGCUAGUGAGAAUUCUUCUCAGGAUACUUAUGACAGAGCCAAGUCUUUGGCUAAAGAAAUAGGCAGCUAUCAUAUCAACAUAAAUAUAGAUGGUGCAGUAAAAGCCAUUUUGGGGAUUUUCAGUACAGUGAUGAGACGAUCUCCUCAGUAUCAAGUGCAUGGAGGAAGUACGAGAGAAAAUCUGGCUCUACAGAAUCUGCAGGCCAGAAUAAGAAUGGUAAUCGGCUAUCUAUUUGCCCAGCUCUGUCUGUGGACUCGCGGAAUGCCUGGUGGAUUGUUAGUGCUUGGAACAGCUAAUGUGGAUGAAAGCCUUCGAGGAUAUUUCACAAAAUAUGAUUGUUCCAGUGCUGACAUCAACCCUAUUGGUGGAAUUAGCAAAACAGAUUUGAAAUGCUUUAUGCAAUAUUGCAUUGAGAAUUUUCAGCUAACAUCCCUCAAAAGUAUUAUAUCAGCACCCCCAACAGCGGAGUUGGAGCCACUGCAGAAAGGAAAUGUUACUCAAAUGGAUGAGGUAGACAUGGGUAUGACGUAUGCUGAACUCUCAGUCUAUGGUAAACUAAGGAAGAUAGCUAAGGCCGGACCUUAUACCAUGUUCUGUAAACUGGUCACAAUGUGGAAAGAGAUAUGUUCUCCAAGAGAGGUGGCAUCAAAAGUUAAGCAUUUCUUUCAAAUGUAUUCAAUCAACCGACAUAAAAUGACUACCCUUACUCCCUCCUAUCAUGCUGCCAACUACAGUCCUGAUGAUAAUCGCUUUGAUCUGAGACCUUUCCUUUACAAUUCUGCUUGGUCCUGGCAGUUCAGGUGUAUAGAUGAACAGGUUUCUAAACUAGAAGCUAAGUAAGCGAUGGAAACUUCAGAUCAAAGAUUGAAUUUGCUCUCUCUGUCUUGCUGCUUGGGAUGGAUGAUUUUUGCAGAAUCAUCUGUAAAAUUGAAUAAUAUGAUCAAAGAAUGAAUAUUAUUUAAAUAUUAAGUGUUUUUACUUUUAAAAUAAUCUAUGCAAAUAAUGCAAUUGUCACAAUUUUAAAAUCAAAGCUGUUAAUCCAGAACAUUUUUGAAUAGCCUUAAUGUAUUUGUCUCAGACUGUGAUUUUUAGAAACUAUAUUCAUUAAAAUCUGAAAAUAAACUGUUUUCUUGACACACAUUUUCUAAAAUCCACAACCCAACAAAGUUCAACUGUACUUCAUAUUGUUUAUAUUGUGUGUCACAUCAGGAUUCUUGCACUUACAAAGUGAGGAGCUUCCUUUGCUGUCUUCUUUAUGUAUUUCUCAAGUUGCCUGAUAGUUAAGAGCAAAUCUCAGAAGUGCCAAAGAGAGGGGGAAAUCCAGUCUUGUCCACAUGGGCAGAUAAAUUAUGAACAGCCUCAUAAAUACAUGAACAGCCUUGUAAGCCAGUUGGUUAGAUAAUAUUGUUAGCUGUCCCACAACUUUCAUUAGGAUAUGUUCCUAGAUUAAUGAGCAUAAACCAAUGUUUGAAUAGGUAAACACAAAUAAUUAUGGAGACAACACACAGGAGUUUGUCACACAUGGUCAACUGCUGAAAAUCUACUUGGUUUAUGUACUCAAAAGUAGGUCCCACUAAGACAUUCUAGUUGAAAAGCAUGCAUUGGAUUGACGCCUAAAUUACAUUCCGUAUUUUUUGGAGUAUAAGACG